Molecule: messenger RNA, 2786 nt
Organism: Fusarium redolens
Lineage: Eukaryota; Fungi; Ascomycota; Sordariomycetes; Hypocreales; Nectriaceae
Product: Dynamin central region-domain-containing protein
Exons: 6
Coding region: 285-2375 (696 amino acids)
Biological process (GO): peroxisome organization
Cellular component (GO): cytoplasm; peroxisome; membrane
Molecular function (GO): GTPase activity; GTP binding; microtubule binding
Source: RefSeq, a predicted model, not a curated record
UCCUUUAUUCUAGCAACACCACCCAUUUCUCAUUUACUACGAGCUUUCACCCCCGAACGCUUUCCAUUCUCACGCCUUGUACAGGUGACAAACUUACAGACCAAUCAGGGCUGCUGUGGUGCAUUUUUCCAAACUUGCGCAACGUUUCCUGCUAUCUUUUGCCUCGACCGCUUUCCGGAAGUUAAAUAAACCAUCAACCCUCCUCCCCACCCGUCUUUUUCAACCCGCUCGACUUUACGCAUCGUUCAAGCGUACACAGGUUCAAGCUGGAAGAAUCAACGAAUAUGAGCGGCUCCCUUGCUUCACAGGGCGGCAUUUCGGAUCCCGCCCUGAUCCAACUUGUCAAUAAGCUUCAGGAUGUUUUCGCGACUGUUGGUGUCAACAACCCUAUCGAUUUGCCUCAGAUCGCCGUGGUGGGAAGCCAGUCGAGCGGAAAGAGUUCAGUUUUGGAGAAUAUUGUCGGCCGAGACUUCUUGCCCCGAGGCUCUGGUAUCGUAACCCGACGUCCCCUCGUUCUUCAACUCAUCAACCGCCCGGCACAGAGCAAUGGGGUCAAGGCCGAUGAGGUUGAUACCACCAAUGAUAAGCAGGCCAAUGCCGAUGAGUGGGGAGAGUUCCUUCAUGCCCCUGGACAGAAGUUCUACGACUUCUCCAAGAUUCGAGACGAGAUCUCUCGAGAAACAGAAGCCAAGGUUGGACGAAAUGCCGGCAUCUCCCCCGCUCCCAUCAACCUUCGCAUCUACUCUCCCAACGUCCUCACUCUGACCCUGGUCGAUUUGCCCGGACUUACCAAGGUCCCCGUCGGAGAUCAGCCCCGCGAUAUCGAACGACAGAUCCGGGAGAUGGUUCUUAAACAUAUCGGCAAGUCUAACGCGAUCAUACUUGCAGUCACUGCCGCCAACCAAGAUUUGGCCAACUCGGACGGUCUCAAGCUGGCACGAGAGGUUGACCCUGAAGGUCAAAGGACGAUCGGAGUCUUGACCAAGGUUGAUUUGAUGGAUGAGGGAACCGAUGUCAUCGAUAUCCUGUCGAACCGUGUCAUUCCUCUUCGACUGGGCUACGUCCCUGUGGUGAAUCGAGGUCAACGAGAUAUUGAUAACCGAAAGGCCAUCAACCAGGCGCUCGAGGCUGAGAAGAACUUUUUCGAAAACCAUAAGGCCUACCGAAACAAGAGCUCAUACUGUGGAACUCCUUAUCUCGCGCGCAAACUUAACCUUAUUCUCAUGAUGCACAUCAAGCAGACCCUACCUGACAUUAAGGCCCGCAUCAGUAGUUCUCUCCAAAAAUACACAGCUGAGCUGGAAAGUCUCGGCCCUUCUAUGCUCGGUAACAGCGCCAACAUCGUUCUAAAUAUCAUUACCGAGUUCACCAAUGAGUGGCGCACAGUUCUGGAUGGUAACAACACUGAGCUGUCCAGCACUGAGCUUUCGGGAGGUGCUCGUAUCAGCUUUGUCUUCCACGAGCUUUACUCGAACGGUGUCAAGGCCAUUGACCCCUUUGAUGUCGUCAAGGAUGUCGACAUCCGCACUAUCCUCUAUAACUCUUCUGGUUCUUCUCCAGCACUAUUUGUUGGUACUACCGCUUUCGAGCUGAUUGUGAAGCAGCAGAUUAAGCGAUUAGAAGACCCCAGCUUAAAGUGUGUUUCUCUUGUAUACGAUGAACUUGUUCGAAUUCUGUCACAGCUUCUCGCCAAGCAGCUUUACCGCCGGUACCCUCAACUGAAGGAAAAGAUGCAUGGUGUGGUGAUUGCUUUCUUCAAGAAGGCUAUGGAACCUACCAACAAGCUUGUCAGAGAUUUGGUGGCUAUGGAGUCAUGCUACGUCAACACAGGUCACCCCGACUUCUUGAACGGCCACCGAGCAAUGGCGAUGGUGAAUGAGCGAUACAACCCCAGCAAGCCUGUUCAGGUUGACCCUAAGACUGGCAAGCCUCUCGCAUCAACCCCCCGGGCUGCAAGCCCGACAGUCCCCGAUCCUGAUAGCUCCGGUAACUCGGGCUUUUUUGGUAGCUUCUUCGCGGCCAAGAACAAGAAGAAGGCCGCCGCUAUGGAAGCUCCUCCGCCCACUCUCAAAGCUUCUGGUACUCUGUCAGAACGCGAGAACAUUGAGGUUGAGGUUAUCAAGCUCCUCAUCUCCUCUUAUUAUAACAUCGUCAAGCGAACCAUGAUUGACAUGGUCCCCAAGGCUGUCAUGCUGAACCUUGUGCAGUUUACCAAGGACGAAAUGCAACGAGAGCUAUUGGAGAACAUGUACCGAACCGACACAUUGGACGACCUUCUGAAGGAGAGUGACUUCACAAUCCGACGGAGAAAGGAGUGCCAGCAGAUGGUCGAGUCUCUCUCGAAGGCUAGUGAGAUCGUUAGCCAAGUGCAGUGAUGUGAUGAUGGACGAAGAUUCUCAUCAUCACUUCUCAACUCGGCGUCAGGGUCAGACUGGGCCCGUAUGCAGCUUCUCUAUCUACGAAUUAAACGCCCCAGGGGGAUCACUACCCAGCAGUCGUCUCCCAACUCUCUUCGCAUGACGUCCUGAGCAUCACUAUUUUUUUUCGAUACCACACUUUUCAGGAGGAGGCCUAGAGUAGACUGCUUAAUGACUUACAUUGGGAUGCAUGGCUUGGUCCUUGCGUACGACAGCGUUUGCAGGCGUGGUUUCAUCUUGGGGUGUUGUCAAGGAAGCGGGAGUAAAUGGAGGAUUUGUGUUGGCUGGACAGCUAAGCUUUCCCGGACUUCAUGCCUGGCUUGCGCUUUCUACCGAGCUUAAUAGUGCUCAGUAAAUUGUGUAGCAAGG